AUGUCGACGACCUCCGAGCCGCUACCCGCAGGCGAAGCCCAGCCGGAGGCAAAGGUCCUCCCGUCGGCCGGUGAUGCCGGCGUUGCCACCACAUCACGCAGCGUCGCGGCUCCCUCACUCGAGGUAGAUUCUAGCGAGCGUGGUGACAGCGUCGACGACAAUGACUCCGCCAUUGGCAGCUGGCGGUCUACACGAACCCAAAGCCUGACCAGCUCCGCCGUGGACCACAAGUACGAGAAAGGCCGACGUUACCAUGUCUUCCGGGAAGGAGAGUACCACCUCCCCAACGACGAGAACGAGCAAGAUCGCCUAGACAUGCAGCACGCCAUCUACCGCUACGCUCUCGACGAUCGUCUCUUCCUCGCUCCAAUACCGAAGGAUCAGCUGCGCAAUGUCCUGGACGUUGGCUGCGGUACUGGGCUGUGGGCGAUGGGCGUAGCAGACUCAAACCCCCAAGCCCAAGUCUUCGGCUUCGACCUCUCCCCCGUCCACCUGCAACCAGAUAUGGUACCCCCCAACGCCCGCUUCCUAAUAGACGACUGCAACGCCGAAUGGGGCUUCGCCGAACGUCCGUUCGACCUCAUCCACACCCGCGCCCUCACCCCGGGAAUCAAAGACUGGUCUCGCUCCCUGCACCAAGCCAAGGACCACCUCACACCCGGGGAGUGGGUAGAACUGCACGAGAUCCACGUCCCAGCCGGCUGCACCGAGAGCUCGCUCUCCCCCUCGAAACCGUACUUCUGGCAGAACUGGCCCGUGGAACCUUGGGCUAGGGGGGCGAAGAAUAAGCGUAUAGGUCGCUUGUGGGCGGAGGACAUGAAGCAUGUUACCCGUAACACGGCGGCUAUGUUUACGAGGGUGCUUGGGUGGAGCGCGGAGGAGUUUGAGGUGUUUGCUGCGAGGAUUGCGGAGGAGAUUGAUGCAGGGGAGAAACAUAUGUGGGUGGAGAUGUGA
Molecule: messenger RNA, 954 nt
Organism: Anthostomella pinea
Lineage: Eukaryota; Fungi; Ascomycota; Sordariomycetes; Xylariales; Xylariaceae
Source: the annotation of a GenBank genome assembly